AUAAUACAAAAUGCAAUUGUUCACACAAACAUCAUACUUUUCAUACCCGAGACCCAAACGCCUCAACAUCUUCUUGGCACUAUAAUAAUCUGUUGGCAAUUUCUCCCUAUCAACUUUUUUGAAGGCCAUUAGACUACGCUUUAGCACAUAGUCCCAAUUAGUAACACUCAUGUUAAAAAGUGUUUUUGCACUCAUGAGCUCACACACCCACUUUAUGACAGUGACACCAUCAUCACACCCAUCAAAAAGAGGUGUAUCAGCUGCUCGCAAAAGAUCAAAGAACUCUUUUGCAUCUCCUCUUGGCUCCUCAAAUAUCGAUUAUGUACUAACACCAUAUGGAUCAUCAAAACUAGCAUCAAAUUGUGUUGCAUCUUCUACUCUUGUGGCACUAUUUUCAUUAUUAAAAAAAUUUGGUCCUAUGGCAUCAUGAAGCAUGUCUCUGAGUUGAUCGACACUUGGAACAUUAUUCAUAGCAACAGUAGCAGCGGCACUUGAUGAUUCACCCACUUGGGUGCAACGUUGUUUUCUAUGAAUAAUUUCUCCAUGUCUUUUCCAAAUUAAAUACCCAUCCAUGAAGCCGUUCGUAAUAAGAUGAGAUUGCACUC
Molecule: messenger RNA, 605 nt
Organism: Rubroshorea leprosula
Lineage: Eukaryota; Viridiplantae; Streptophyta; Magnoliopsida; Malvales; Dipterocarpaceae
Source: the annotation of a GenBank genome assembly